This is a messenger RNA of Thalassophryne amazonica, 737 nucleotides long. RefSeq names its product adenylate kinase 1 (gene ak1). The transcript is spliced from 7 exons. Gene Ontology annotation, molecular function: AMP kinase activity; ATP binding; nucleoside diphosphate kinase activity. The record is from RefSeq and is a predicted model, not a curated record. Gene Ontology annotation, cellular component: cytoplasm; cytosol. NCBI's taxonomy places the organism in Eukaryota, Metazoa, Chordata, Actinopteri, Batrachoidiformes, Batrachoididae. Bases 151 to 732 code for a protein of 193 amino acids. Gene Ontology annotation, biological process: nucleoside triphosphate biosynthetic process; ATP metabolic process.
AGAAUGGGGGAGGGAGGGCUGCCGUGCAGCAGGAACUGUGCAGACACACACACACACACACAAGGGAUCUAGGGACGGCAGCCCCUCGCACCAGGAUCUAGAACCACACCGGCAAAGAGAGUAAAAGAAAAAUAUCAGUAAGGCAACAUAAUGGCAGAUAAAAUUAAAGAUGCAAAGAUCAUCUUUGUUGUGGGUGGGCCUGGUUCUGGAAAAGGCACCCAGUGUGAAAGAAUUGUAGCAAAAUACGGCUACACCCACCUGUCAUCCGGGGACCUGCUUCGUGCUGAGGUGUCCUCUGGUUCUGACAGGGGCAAACAUUUGCAGGAGAUCAUGCAAAAGGGAGAGCUUGUGCCCCUGGAUACAGUCUUAGACAUGAUUAAGGAUGCAAUGAUCGCCAAAGCUGAUGUCUCCAAGGGUUACGUCAUUGACGGCUACCCCCGUGAGGUGAAGCAGGGUGAGGAGUUUGAAAAGAAGAUUGGCAAACCCUGCCUUCUGCUGUACAUCGACGCCAAAUCUGAUACGAUGGUCAAGAGGCUUUUGAAGCGUGGAGAGACCAGCGGUCGUAGCGACGACAAUGAGGAAACCAUUAAGAAGCGCCUGGACUUGUAUUACAAAGCAACCGAACCGGUCAUUGCCUUCUACGAAAGCCGUGCGAUUGUCAGGAAGAUUGACUCUGAGCCAGCACCUGAUGAGGUCUUCGGACAAGUGUGUAAAGUUAUUGAAGCUAUGUAAUAAAA